GUUACAGGUAGACGAUGCAGGACCCAUUGGAUAUAUGUGGAAAAGAUUCUGGAAUUAUUUGGCACCGCAAACCUGUUCCUCAAGCGUCUGAUGCGCUUCUAACGUCUAUAAUUCACAGACAGCCGAGCUCUACGCUUUAUGGACGAAUUGUUCGUCUCUUGAGGGCCACUUUUGAUUCAACAGGUCACAGAUUUGCAAUUGGAGAUCAACAGGGCCACAUUUAUGUCUUCGACUUGUCUAGAAAUCGCUUUUCACUCGUACAGAGGCUCGGCACGCCGUGCACGACACUGACGUUCAACACGAAGAGAAAAACAGAAUUGAUUAUUGCUCUUGCCGAUUAUUCUGUGCGCUGCGUCGACAUCGAGAGUGGCGAGAUGUUGGGCAUUAUGAGAGGACACGACUCGUCUGUCAGACACAUUUCUGUUCACGUCAGCGGAAGAUAUGCUCUCACUACUGCUACGGAUCGUUCCAUUCUUUGGGAUUUGAAUACUUUCAGAAGGAAGAGAACUCUGAACGGGGCUCAAGAUGUGGGAGUGCAAAAGGCUUUCUUUCUUCCUCUCAGUAACACAAUCCUGACAUGCUUCAAAGAUGACUCUAUUAUGGCAUGGGAAGCUGACACAUUUUGCUAUCGCUAUCGUCUUUGUCUGCCAGAUUCAACUACACAUUCUCCACAGCUACGAGCAUACGCUACCACUCAAGAUGGCCGAACUCUUGCCACUGCAGGCAAGUCACAAUUUAUUUAUGUUUGGGCUUUGGACACACGAAAGUUAAUAAGAAUAGUGCAGAUGCCUAAAGCUGUGACUCAAGUAAGAGAGAUGGAAUUUCUGUUUGACUCAUUUAGUGGUGGAGCAAAUCAAGUUCUUGCUGCACUGGCUAGUCAUGGAGUGGUCUAUUUUAUGAACGUUCUUAGCUGUAAGAUGAUGUUUACAAUUGGAAACAGAGAGCAGAUGAUUGAUAACUUUACAAUCAGUAAUAAUGGUUGGUACAUGGCCUGUGGGAUGGAGAGUGGAAGAGUGAAUAUGUACAGUCUUCAAGUUUUUACAAGUGAUGUCAACCAGCCACCAGGUCCACUUGUUAAGGCAGUGAGGAUGGAUGAAGCAGGUCUCUCAUAUGAUGAGCCAACAACCGCAUCACUUAAUCACAGCAUUCAUCAGCAGCCAUUAGCUCGUGUUGAAUCAGCUACAAAGCAAAAACCUGUCACACGUAGUCAACUUAGACCUCCUCCUUCAGAGCAAUCAGAGAGUGAUUCAGAACCACUUGUUAGAACACUGAACACAGAUCGUCUCAAAACCAUUUUACGUGGUUAUGGGCAAUAUCCUGAGAAAUACCGUCUUUUUAUCUGGAGGUCUCUCUUGCAACUGCCAGAGAACCAUGCUGCUUAUGCUUCUCUUGCAGACAGGGGAACACAUGAUGCUUACAUUAUGCUUCACAAGCAGUAUCCAAUCAAAAGCAGGAAGCUGCUUAGAGUCUUGCAAAGAAGUCUUUCUGCUUUGGCACAUUGGGCUCCUAUUUUUGGUGAGAUGACUUAUCUUCCAUUUCUUGCAUUUCCUUUUGUCAAGAUGUUUCAGAACAAUGCUUUAUUGGCAUUUGAGACAAUAGCUACAGUUAUAACCAACUGGUGUUCACGCUGGUUUGAGUAUUUUCCCAAUCCACCAUUUAAUGUUCUUAAUCUCAUAGAGAACCUGUUGUCACACCAUGAUGCUUUACUUAUGAAGCACUUUAUUUGCUUAGAGGUCACAGCACAGACAUAUGCUUGGCCUCUUAUGCAGUCAUUUUUUUCUGAAGUCCUCACUCGAAGUGAGUGGCUCAAGCUUUGGGACAACCUUUUUUCUCAUCAUCCAGGUUGUCUUCUCUAUGCUGUGGUAGCCUAUUUGAUUCACAGUAGACGUGCACUAUUGAACUCAACUGAAAAGGAUGACUUUGUUUAUUUCUUUCAUCAUCGAAAUGCUGUUGAUGUGGAUGCUGUAAUUCAAGAGAUUUAUCAUCUCCAAGAAACUACCCCAUCUGCUUUGAAGCCUGAACGGGUGAUUGAUUCAUUUCAGCCUCUCACCAAAGGACAGUAUCCAAUAUUCAAUAAGUACCCAAAGUUUGUUGUUGAUUAUCAAGUGAAAGAACGUGACAGAUUGCGCAGAGAAGAAAUGACAUUUCUUCAUGAGCAUCAAAGGGCCUUGGAACUAAAGCGACAAGCAGAGGAGAGAAAACUGCAAGAAGAGGCUUGGUUUAGACAGCAGACAAUCUUACAUGAAGCAGAAGAACAGAGACGGCGUGCUCUCAAAGUGGAAGAUCAGAAAUUGGUUGAUCAACGGCUCAGGCUUCAGGCUUUGAAGCGAGAAGUAAAGACGCAGGAGCUUCAAGUCAAUGAUGCUGCUCGUCGUCGUUUCAUGCAUUACCAACAACUACAGCAGGAAGCAGAAAUAAAGCGACUUGAUGAUGAACUGCAACGAAAAAUUCUUCUCAGAGAACAGGAAACUAAAGCAGCUAUAGAAGAUGCUGAAACUCAAGGUAUGGAAAUUGAGAAUCAGAGGGAACUCCUUGAACAGGAAAUGGCCAAGCAGAUAGAGGAAGAUCGCACUAGACUACGCUCUGUUCACUGGGCUCAUGACAGGCAGGCAGCAGUUGAGAAAUCUUUGUUAGAGGGAGCUUUGGCUGAACAGCAGCAGGAAGACAGAGCACAGUUGCUUGAAGCUCAAAAGCAAUUUGCGACAUCUCAGCAGAGUGCGUCUGGAAUACGUCUUGGCAGAGAUGUUGAGUCUAGACUAAAGCUAGAUAACCUAGAAAGAGAAAUAGAGCAAGCUGAUUUGGCCAGACGCAGUCAGUUGACUAAACUGUCGGUGCAAGAGUUGCAAACAUUACUGAAGAGGGCAGAGAUAGAGCAACGAGAGGCUGCAGUUGUUGAACAAACCAAACUUGACUUUGAGCGUCAACUUUCUAGCAAAGCAGAUGAGAGACGGCGCGGUUGGUGGAGUCAACCCAAUGAUGACGACGACAAGUCAGGUGAGUUUGCAAGAAAGAGAGAUGCUGUCCAACAUCGGCUACAAGACAGUAUUCUCAGUCUUCGUGAAGAGUUGGAUCGCCAACUUGAUGAAGUGAAGUCAAUGUCUGUCAUGAAACACAAAGAGGCAGAUUACUUUGGGCAGCAUGCAGAGUUCAAGCGUGGUCGUGAAUCUUUGGAUAAGAAAGAAGCAGAGCUGCUGACUGAUAUCAACACUAGGAGGAGGAGGAUAGUAGAAAGAAAUGGUGGACAAACCAGCGCAAGUUCCCUAUCAUCUCAUAAUAAGACCUAACUAAUUGAUACGAACACAGUUAAUAGGUUACAUUAUUGUAUUAUGUUAAUGUAUUGCUAUCAUUUUGAUUUGGUAUCAUCCAGAAUACAUCCAUUCUAA
This is a messenger RNA of Corticium candelabrum, 3383 nucleotides long. Its product is annotated as TBC1 domain family member 31-like. Gene Ontology annotation, cellular component: centrosome. The record is from RefSeq and is a predicted model, not a curated record. Gene Ontology annotation, molecular function: protein binding. The coding region runs from base 15 to 3284 and encodes 1089 amino acids. The transcript is spliced from 10 exons. Lineage: Eukaryota; Metazoa; Porifera; Homoscleromorpha; Homosclerophorida; Plakinidae.